CGUCAGUUUUAAAAUAAUUUCAAUAUUCAUUAAUCCUUCAUUUUUCAGUAGCGCAAAGUAAAAUUAUAUUAUGUAUUAACGUGUGGCCAUUGGAAGUAAACUAAAUAAAACAUCGUUUGAAAAGUACUUUUCUUCAAUAAGCCAUGGAAGACGACAUUAAUAAGCCUUAUAAAAUAUGUGACAUGAAUCGCGAAAAGAAAAAAGGCAUUGUGGCGUCAUCAUUAGAAGAUUUGGUAGCAAAAGUACCCGACAAAUUAGGUUUACCGGCUGAAAACCUUACUGUCGUUCUUGAGUGUGAUGGUACUGAAGUUGAUGAUGAGGAAUACUUUUCGACAUUAGAUCCAGAUACUUCGUUAAUGAUCUUACAUGGAAAUGAAAAAUGGGCACCAAAUAUGCCCAAAUGCCAAGUAUCUCUUGAUCAGACCGAUGAUGUCACUCUAGGGGACAAAGCACAGGUCGCUAAUUUAGUCGGCCGCUUACAGCACAACUUGUGUCACAUUUCACUGCUUGGAGGCCAAGACCUUGAGCUUUUGUCAGAUAUGGACCCCGACAGUCUAGCUGACAUUGUGACUGACAGGGACAACAGGAUAAUACUAGAACAUAUAAAGGAGGCUUCUGGAAGAAUAUUAUUAGAAAAACGCCAAGCACAGGAUGCAAUGGAACUCUUGAAACUGUAUCAUCAAAGUGUUUCUAAUGGGACGGAAGAUGUUUCGCCGCAAAGCCAAGAAAGAGUGUAGGGAGAAGAGUGUAGUUAUACAGGAAUAUCUACAGUGAUCCAAUAACUUAAUCCUUGACUAUUUAUUUUUAGGGAUGGCACAUCUCAAAAGUUUACAAAACAUCUUGAGUUUAUAAAAUAGUUCAAAGAAAUGAAAGUGACAUAAUCCAAAUACAUUUUGAAAUAAUUUACUGCAAUAGAUUUCAAUUGAUUUCUAAUUAUAAGAUUAAACUUACAUUCAUAGAAAUAGUAUAUGAAUACACCAAUUGAAUGAGGCCUUUUUUAAGAAAAUUUUAGACUUAUUAAUUAUUUCAAUAAUUGUUCACUUCUCUAAUUCUGUAAAAUACAAAUUAAUUAUAUUUGGCUAGGUUUUUGAGUGUAUCUACAUCUACAUUAUCAUAAAGCUCUUUAAGCUAAGCAGAUACAUGUUGAAAGUAGUUAUUAGCCUACCUGUAAGGAUCUAAUCUUAUGAAUAUGAGCUGAAAUUGACUAAAUCAUACUAAUAUUCUAAAAUUUGUACUUAGAUUACCAUUAGAUAACUGCACAUGUAGUAGUUGGUAUAUAAAAGGUUUUUUUACUAAAAACUAAAUACAUAGUUUAAUAUAAAAAAUCAUUUUAGUUAAACAAUGACUUUGAAUGUUGUAAUUUGAAGCUUCCGCUAAUGAUAAUAUAUUAUUUUGUAGUGGUUGAAAAAAUUAUGUCAAAUAUUAUGUUAAAAAUAGUUUAUUGGUUUUAGUUUUAGUCAGAUUUAAUUUAUAGUAUGGCAAAGUAUCUUACAAAUAUAUGUAUAAUUCAUAAUUGUAAAAUUUGUAUGGGUAUACUAAGGAAUUUUAACAUGUAACCAUUUCAUAUAAGAAUUGAUAUAACUAGAAAUAUAAAUAAAGUAUGAGACAAUAGGUAUGCUAGAAACUAAGCAUUGCUAUUUAUUAGUAUAAUUUUUUAGUUCAUUUUACUCAUUUGUAAACUUUUGAGAGACAAAUUGCUACAAGGUUGAUAAUCAACAUCAAUUUAAAAGACUGAUAGUUGGUAAAUUUAUUUUUUUUAUAUAGUUUUACCCCUAGAAUAAGUAAUUAAUUUACUUAAUUCCAAAUUUGCUCAAACAAUUUACAAGUAUUAAAAUAAGUUUACCUAAUUUUAAUUCCACUGCCGUGAAAAACAUACUAAUCAGCCUCCCAAUGCUCAUGUAGUGCGGAAUAGGAAUUGCAAUUCAGUGAUGAUAUAAAUAAAAAAUUAUAUUUAUUUUUAUCAUGUUAUACAAAAUAUGAUAACAAAUUUUCUUUUGCUUCAUAAUUGUUUAUAUAAAUUCACCUUUAAAUAAAUAACUAGACAUUUGGUAAUUUCUAUUAUAUUCAAUGAAAAACAAUGCACUUUAAAUAAAUAUGGCACUUCAAAAAGAAUCUCUCAUGUGUCUUUAUUAAUUCUAUAAAUGUUUUUAUAUGUACAUUUUAAAGCACAGAAUUCUACUCAUUAAAUUAGAUGCUUAUUUUAAGAAGAAUGGAAAAUAAUGCUUAUGAUUUAAUGUAUGUGUAUAUUAUUUGUAGUAUUAAAUUUGUAAUUACUUUUAAAAAAAUAAUGAUUGUAAAUUUAUAAGAUUUUUCAAAGUUAUACUAAAGUUAAACACCAAAUAGUACUGUAAUAUUUCUCUAAAACGUAUAAAGUAAGUUAAGUGACAUUGAUAGCAUGUCCUAUUUAUUGUAUAUUGUCUGUAAUCACUUUUCUACAACAAAUUAUCAAGUAUAAUUUGGUGCAACUAGUUAUAGAUGAGAUGCAUAAAGGCUGUAAUAAAUGUAGAUCCAGGAAAUGACACAUCAGAACUCUGUAACCAAUUCCAAGCUUAAGCCUAAUCAUGGAAUUGAAGCUUUAUGUUGUUCCAUUAUGUCUUGUGUUGUUGUGCACAAAUAAAGCAUUUAGCUA
This is a messenger RNA of Vanessa atalanta (red admiral), 2629 nucleotides long. It is a transcript of the gene Drep1, whose product is annotated as DNA fragmentation factor subunit alpha-like. Bases 144 to 737 code for a protein of 197 amino acids. Gene Ontology annotation, biological process: apoptotic process; regulation of apoptotic process. The record is from RefSeq and is a predicted model, not a curated record. The transcript has 2 exons. Lineage: Eukaryota; Metazoa; Arthropoda; Insecta; Lepidoptera; Nymphalidae.